This is a messenger RNA of Cotesia glomerata, 794 nucleotides long. RefSeq lists its product as uncharacterized. The coding region runs from base 229 to 627 and encodes 132 amino acids. The record is from RefSeq and is a predicted model, not a curated record. Lineage: Eukaryota; Metazoa; Arthropoda; Insecta; Hymenoptera; Braconidae. The transcript is spliced from 4 exons.
UAUUCAUUUAGAAUAUAAUUUUAUUACUAUUAAAUAAAAUUUUCUCUCAGUGUAUAAUAAUCAAAUCCUUAUCUGCGAUACUCGUUAAUGUCAGUCCCCACUAGAUAAAGUUUAAUGAUAGAUUCUUCCCUAUAUAUUGAACUUGAUCUAACGAAAAAAACCCAGUAGUCUGUCAGCGUCUACAUAAAAAAAAUUUUUUCAAUAUUUAAUUUUUUUAUCAACAAAAAAAUGGCCAACUCAAAGCUACUUUGUAUUUUAAUUUGCACCUUUUUGGCUCUGAACGGAGUAAAUUCACAUCCAACUGAUACCAAGAAAGAUACUCUUCUCAAAGCAUACUUUCAUGAUCUGUAUGAACUGUAUCGUACAUCCUGGGCAGAAUUAGAUUUUUUGGAUGAACAAUUGAAUGAUAAUCCAAACACUACAAUAAUUGAAUUGCAAAACAGCUGGAAUAAUUCUUAUGGCUCAUUUUAUGGAAAAAAUUCUUUGGUAAUGACAACUAUGAUUCAUCAUUUACACACAUUGGAAAAAAAUACUCGAGGAUUUAGAAAAAAAUUGGAUUACAUCGCGAAAAAAACAUCUGAGAAUGUCGAUUCUAAAAUUAAAGAAUUACUCCAAUCCAAAUUGUAAAAAAAAAAUAUCUUUUUAAAUACUCUGUAUCUGAUAAGAAAACAAAUGUAUUAUAAGCCAAUUUAAAAUUACCAUAUCAAAGUGAUAAUUUAUGUUGGUGAAUAUUAAAACCAGGUUACUUAUAAAUCAGUUUUGAUGAUUAAUAAAACACAUAAAAUUUAGCGAAA